ACUUCCGCUGCUGACCAUUUCUUCCUCACUCCUUCGAAGUGAAGAAUUGUCCAGUUUUGAGCACAUGGGUAAUUUAUAGAUGCCAUCGGUAGAAAAUGGGGAAUGUUCAAGCGUCGAGUCCUCCUUCAAGUUCGCUUCCUGGCUCCCCUCCGCCCUCCCCUCCGCUGACAGCACCUCCACCACCAACAACGACGCCGCCAGAGAAGAUCAUUCCCACACCUCCGAUUGGCAACCCUGGCACGUUUGAAGAAUUGCAUAAGAAAUGUAAAGGUGAGGCUAAUAUAUAUUUUACUCUUGACACAUACAGUAAAGCUUUCAGUUGAAAAUCAUACUUGUAUGAAGUAUUAAAGGUCUCGCAGAUGUAUUAUUAUUAAAAUGUACAACAUGAAUGUACAUCUUUGUACCAUUAUAAUAUUAAAGUGUCACCGGCCUCUUUAAAUAUUAAAGUUUCUAUCUAUCUAUUUCUAUAUGAUAUAUUCAUUUAUAAUAUAGCAUUUGUAAAUUCUGAACACUGAUUGGCUAAGAGCCGUGUUGAUAUAACUCAAUGUCAACAUGGGAAAUUUUCCGCCGCUUGUAAACACCGAAUUUUUUCUUAUCCUUCAGGCUUUCUACAUUGCUAUAUUAUAAAAAAAAUAUAAAACAUUUUUUCCGUAUUGAUAUAUAGUUAUAUCAACACUCAUGGAAGUUGGGAAAACUCGAAAUUGUAUGAAAACACUCCGUCCUUCGGCGUCGUGUUUCCAUACAAUUUCUCGUUUUCCCAAUUCCACUCGUGUUGAUAUAACUGUAUAUCAACACGGAAAAUGUUUUAUAUUUGUUAAAUAUAAACAUAGUUUAUAAGCCAAUUUUUGCUACGGGUUGAUGAUGGAUCUUUCCCGACAGGCAAAAUCAGACAAAUGACAUUCCAUUUCUUAGUGCGAGGAUGCAUUCAAUAAUUUCGGGGCUGUUUGACUACAUCGCAGUAGAAUCGGGAAUUGGGCACUGAUACGAAACUGGACAAACAUAUAUAAUUGUGGUCUGUGGAAAUUAAUUCGUAGACUGUUGAAAAAUUUCUAAAAUUUUCAAAGCUCCCCUCCAACUCCUACAGUGCCCCCCCCCCACUUAACCAUGUUGCCUCCAAUCAGUUCCUUUCUCAAAUCUCGAAAUUUAGAAGGGAGGUUUGGUAGUGACUGAAAUUUGCUUUGUGAAUCUUAUGUCCAGUCUUUUAUCAUUAAAUCAGUUCAAUGUCUUUUAUCACUAAAUGAUUCAAUGUCUUUUUAAAAAUUCUUGUAAAUGGCCUCCACUGCCACAAAUAUAAUUCUUAAAAGAAGCCGGCCUUGGGACGAAUUCAAGUACAACGAAAUCAACAAUAUUAUUAAUAUAGUCGUGGUUAUGUUUCUUGUGUUUAUUUAAGGCCCACAGUCCGACAUAUUGUCCUUGUGGUGCGCCCAUGCCAUUCGUUGUUAAUAUUGAUAUUACAUGUCCUGGUGUUUGCACAUGGUCCUUUCUGUCAUGUCUGCAUGUAUAUUUGUAUGUGGCGAAGUCUUAUUAACGUUUUUCCAAAUGAGGGUAGUUAGUUCAUAUUGUCCUUUUGUGAUUGGCUAGGGCGUUCGCUCCACCCUUGAUGUAUCUUCGGUAAAUAUCAUUGGGUGUUGAUAUAGGAAUAGCGAAACAAGACGCUUUGGAUUGGCUUUUAUUCAGAGUUAGAGUAUAGUUGCCAACUGCAGAUUUUAUGCUCAUUAUCCAUACAGUAUGUGUUUUAAAAUCACACUUGAACAAACUUAAUUAAGACCACAUAUUUCAACGUGACUAAGAGCAGUGAUACCUUAGUUUGUGACGUUUCAAACAAUUCAAGCUUUGGACAAUUUCAAAUUGCUGUUAGCCUUUCUCAGUUUUAUUAUAAACUCCCUAUAAUACGUUUAACUGAUAGCGCCAUCCAUGCAUGGAAAAAAUUCUAUUGAUAAAAAUAUUUUAUAAUGUACAUCGUGGCCCCAUAAACUCGUUCAUUUCUAAUCGUUAAACUAGGCGGGGGUUUUUUCCCCUAACUUUUCAAAUAUUAAAAGGGUAUAUAUGUCCUAUCGAGCUUCGCUGUCAAUAUUUUACCAAACGAACUCGAGUAUCAAUAGAAGCUUUAAACCUUUCAAGCUUUACAACUCUUAAUUGGUCACCGCGUUGCUUGAUAAUAGCCUUUCUUUUUGCUUCUAAUUUGUUUAAUAAAUUAAUAUGCUAUCCGUCUUGCACAAUGCUAUAUGUCCUAUAUUCACAUGACCAGGCUGUUCGGUACUGUUUUGUUUCAAGAAUAUCGCAUAUAGGCCGUUUUCCACUUCAAGCGCACCGUACCGUAACUUAUCAAAACAAAUUUUAAAUUUCAAAAUUUAGUGAAUGUUGAUUGGUUAAUACUUCCGUAAAACUUUUUAUUUUGAUACGGAAUCAACCGUAAGUACGUAAAUUUGCUAACCCAUCUUCAAGCUGCGCAUGUUCAGCGGUACGUUACGGUACGAUACGAUACGAGCGAAGUGGAAAACGGCCUUAUGUGGUCUUGUGGUGUCUAGGUGAUGACGUCAUGGUCAGAUGGUUGGGUGGUGACGUCAUGCUCACGUGAUCAGAUGAUGACGUCACGUGAUCUCGUGACGAUGAACUUCGACUAAAUGAUUCUACAGCAUCACCUGAUAGUUUUAAUUCUUUGAUUCAAUGGUUUUCUAAAAUUGAGACGUUUGAAAAGAGCUUUUUCUAAAAUUGAGACGUUAGGGCUGCACAUUGAAUCGCAGGGAGCCAGACUAUGUCCUAUUUAAUAUAUGAAUAAAUAUUAAUACAAACAUACGCAUACAUGAUCUCCAUACAGUUAUAUCAAAGCAGUCAGUGUUCAGAAACACGCGAGGCGAGUUAUGUGCAUACAGUUACAUCAAAUUGGUCAGUACAGAAACACUGACCGCUUUGAUAUAACUGCAUGUAUGCACAUUACUCGCCACCAGUGCAGUGGCGUGCUGGGUACUAUUUUUCUGGGGGGGUCAGUGGGCUAUCAACCAAUAUGCGCCCCUAUAAUGUGACGCUUGAGAAACGAGGGCCGAAGGCACGAGCCGAGCGCCGCAGGUGCGAGGUGUUCCUAGGGGGGUCCGUGGGCAUGCCCCCCCCGGAAAAUUUUUAAAUUUAGAGUCUCUGAAAUGCCAUUUCCUGGACUUUGGGGGGAAGAUUUGACAGAAAUCUGAUGGUCAGGAAGCGAGAUUACAACGAGUCGAAAUUUGCAAUUUGGUUAGAAUUUCCGUAGAGGAACUUAAAUUGGUACGGUGUCAGUUUUACUAUAAAUCUUUAUUUUAGAUUAAUUGUGGAGGAAUAAAGUCACUCGUUGAGUAUCUUUGUAUAAAAUAUUUUGAUUUAUAAUAAACGCCGAUCUCACUAAUACCAGGUUGUAAUGUUUUACUAAAACGGUGUGCUUGCACUUUAUUCAUACGAAUCUGUCAUGUUUUUUGUCAAAACAUACAAAAAGAGUUUUAAAAUACUAUACAGUAUAUCACUUGAUAGUUAGUACUAUUUUUCACGUGUUGUAUCGAAUGUUGAUAACGUCAAGUAUUGCCCAUAUCGAUCGAUCGAUGUUCUCCAAUGUCUUUAAUGUUUCAAUAACCAUUGUCGAUUUCUAUAGCAUUUCUAAACAUUUUCAUAUAAGCGCCUUCGACAAUUCUGAUGUCAGACCUCCAAGGCGGUAAUAAUCUGCUCCUUUUUCAAAGACAUUAAAAUCUUCCGUUCAGUUCCGGUGUAGCGGUCUGAGAUUGCACCGUGCUGAGAUUGUAAAUCGUUGUUCUGCUCAUGCGCAGUGACCGUAUGCGCCUGCGGUCGCGUCCGCUGUAUCAAAGAUUAGAUACUAUAAAGAUGUGUCACUCGACGUAAUUCCCUAAUGUUUGCGUGUCCGUAAUUUUCCGUGUUGAUCACGAGUGAUCACGCGAGAUGACGAGUGCAUAACACUUACUGCCAAAAUGGCGGCGAGACGAAUACAAUAGGUUGCCAUCGCGAUGCUGGCGAUAUAUGACGAAUUUUGACGAAUUUGACACUUACUGGCAAAAUGGCGGCUAUAAAAAAAUCUCGGACAUGAUUUUCGCAGAGUGACACAUCUUUAUAGUAUCUAAUCUUUGGCUGUAUUCACGGCGUGCUGAGAUUGCAUCAUUGGCACAUCAAACCACAAACAAUAACACGUUCUGUUUUUCUUUGCGAGAAACUUUUGGAUAUUUAGUUUAUAUACUGGAUAUUUUUAUAUCUGCACUUCGAGAUCCUGGACAUUGUCUUUAUUCAAGGUAAAAUUCUUAUUAAAGUUUAUUGUUUACAUUGAUUUAGCUACACAUGUGUGCAAAUCAAAUCACUAAAUCAGCAAAUGCAGUACAGAUGCACGUGUUUCACGAUUUUUACGAGAAUGUCAUAGAUAGGUUUGAUUAACUUAUUAGGCUAGGUAGGUAUUACUACUAGGUAGGUCUCCCACUUGUCUUUUGACAAGGUAGGUCUCCUACUUGUGAUUUCUUAUCGUUAGCUGGCUUUUUGAUACAUGAAUUCAAUACUGCAUCACAUACAUGUAAUAUACUGUCAGCAUCUCAGCCAUUCUUUAUUGAUUAUAUUAAAUGUGUUUUAAAUCGAUUAUAAAUAUGCUAUGAUUGCUGUCAGAAUGAUUAUUAAACAAUUCUUAUACUUGUUUACUAGUGAAAUUUGUGAACAUGACUCCUUCACCAAGAAAAAAUGAUUCACACAUAGUGUCUGAUGAAACAGAGAUAUCUACCCAAGAAAAUAAGCAUCUCACCAGAGAAGAAAGACUUGGCAAGCACAAUACGCAGUGUGAAAAUUUGAUCGAGUAUUUGGUAUCUAACAAAUGCCCAGAAGGCUUGACAAAAAAUGAAGCUCGGAAUCUCAGAAACCAAGCUAAGACUCAUCUGUGGGAUUCGACUAGUAAGUACUGUAAUGUGCCAAAGUCUAUACAUUAUACUAAUUAGUAUAUAAUUACUAAAUAUUAUGCCAUGUAAUGACAUUUCUAAUUUAACCCAUUAAGCGCCAGCGCUCUCCCCUUGACGAGUAAAAUCGUCUGGCGUUAGACAGAGUAAAAUACUAAAGUAGGGCGCAUCGGGGUGCAAUGUGACUCAAUGGGUUAACUAGACACAUGGGCAGAUAGGCCAGUUAACCCAUUAAGUGCCAGCGCUUUCCCCUUGACGAGUAAAAUCGUCUGGCGUUAGACAGAGUAAAAUACUAAAGUAGGGCGCAUCGGGGUGCAAUGCGACUCAAUGGGUUAACUGGUGUUUGCCUAGGCCAUGUAUUUUUUUAUCACAUCACUACAAUUCGGUUAGAAAGCACAGAAAUUCAUGGCCUUUACUUACUAAUGCCAUAUGAAAUCAAAUUAUUCAAGGCACCACCAGUAAAAAUGGAAAUAGCCCAUAUUACUAUUUUUGCAUACAGUACCUGGGGGAGUAUACAGUACCCCUGGACCCCUAGGAAGGCCUUCAAGUCGUUAGAAAGCCAAUAAUUCGAACCGAUCUGACCGCGUAGCUCAGUUGGCAGAGCGUUGGGCUAGUAAUCCAAAGGUCGUAGAUAAAGAACAUAAUAAAGCGUGGGACAGAGCAUAAUUAUAACAAAGUGGGGAGCAUUGCAGCAUAAUCAAUGGCUUAAUAAUAUCUUAAUCUGCAAGUAUAAAGUAACUUAUUCCUUUUAUAAACUUAUAUUUUAGAACAGGAAUUAUUCUAUGUUGGUAUAAAAAAAAAUGUAAAAAAGAAAGUGGUCACUGAACUUAAAGAAAUGCAAGAUAUCCUUUAUCAGUAUCAUUCAAAUCCUAUGGGAGGACAUAGUGGUAUCAACAACACUCUUUCAAAAAUUUCCAAUUUUUAUAUGUGGAAUGGUAUGAAAGAGGAUGUGGUUGAGUAUGUAAGUAUAAUAAAGCAAAAUAAUUAUCUUCAACUAGCACAAGAUGAAUCGUUCACAGAUUCAGGUAAAAAUCUUAGUUUGAAGUCACUUGAUCUAUAACAUUCUUACCGUCACAUUAUUUUUACCUCAAUUUAGUGUAAGUCAUGUGAUCGUUGUCAGCGAUAUGAAAAAUUAAAGACAAUGGCCCCGGAGCUUCAAAGUAUUAAAGUUAAUAAGGCUAUGGAAUUGGUUGGAAUGGAUCUCAUUGGUGUGUAACCAUGUUAUUGUAUAAUUUUAUCAAUCACCUGGUGUCAUUAAUUUAAAAUUACAAAAUUUAAGUUUCUCUGCACAGUUUGCUAACUUGUACCUUUUUUGUUUGUUCUAUAUUUUACAGGUCCACUCCCAACCACAACAGCUGGUUAUAAAUAUGUUCUGACGUUUACAGACUACUAUACAAAGUUUGUGGAUUUUUAUCCUCUGAAAGACAAAACUGCAGGAGGUGUUGCUCAUGGCAUUAAAACCUUUGUUUGCAGGUAAACAAAGUAAUUGAAUUUAUCUUUGAAGUAAAUAAGUGUGAUUUGUUGUGUUCUGGAUAGUUUGUAUACCAGAUCUCUAAUCUUGAACAGUGCGUUUUAAUGCAUUUUUGUUUUUAUCUACAAGAUGGGGAGCCCCAUGUAGAUUGCUAUCUGAUCAAGGGCGGGAGUUUGUUGCGAAGGUAAUUUAUAAUUUGGUUUACCACUUUACCAUUUCAAAUUCAAUAUAUCCGAUUCUAAGUUUACUAUGACAACCCUAGCAUCCCUCUCUUUGAUGCAUAAAGCCAUCUGGAGUUAAAAAGAGUGAACAAAAAAGUAGAUAAUUUAUUGAAACUAUUGCUGUGAUUUUCACAGGUGAACACAGAGAUCUGUACGCAGUUGGGAAUUUCUCGUUCGGUCACCAGUGCAUACCAUCCACAAACCAAUGGACUUGAUGAGCGCACAAACCAAACACUAAAGGCACGACUAGCAAAACUUAUCAAUGAACACCAAGAUAACUGGGAUGACUAUUUAGAAGAAAUAGCUUUCUCAAUUCGUACCCAAAAGCAAGGUUCGACAAAGUAUAGUCCCUUCUUCCUGAUGUUUGGACGGCAUGCAAGGACUCCAAUGGAGGUAAGUACAAAAUGCAGUGUACAUAAACCAAGCAAAAUGAUAAUCACUGCUUCAAUUCAUAAAAAUUCGUUUCUUUUAAUUAAAGAUGGAAGACCCUUUAGACGAGGAAGAUAUCAAGCCAGAAGAUCCAUCUGCAGAAGAGUUUGAGGAGAUG
Paramuricea clavata is the source of this 7140-nucleotide messenger RNA. The record is from the annotation of a GenBank genome assembly. Lineage: Eukaryota; Metazoa; Cnidaria; Anthozoa; Malacalcyonacea; Plexauridae.